AUGCGUCUUGUAUGCGUAAUAUAUGCACUAUGUAUUUUUACGAUGAACACUUUAGAGAAGGUUUGCUUAUAUGAAACAUCUGCUGAAAGAAACGUUUGGGAAUCAUUAUCUGAUAUCUAUUCCAUUAUACGAACACUGGAGUUUCUUGAGAAAGCAUAUUUACGGGAUAUUAUUUCAUCUGAUGAAUAUACACCAACAUGUUUACGAUUGUUAGCACAAUAUAAAACAAUUCUUAAGUCACCUUCAGUUGCAAAUGCGUUUGAAUCGUUAGAAACAUUCUGUGCUGUGUAUGAGAUUUCUUGUUUUCAUGCAAUAUAUCGUCUAAAUGUUGGUGUUCCUGUAACAAUAGAACAUGUUACUAAGACAUCAUCUCUCCCAGAAUCCGGAGUAUCUGCUAAACAGGUUGCAGAAGCAGUUCAGAAUUUUAUAACAUUUAUGGAUGCUUUGCGGCUAAAAUAUACAGCAAAGGAUCAAUUACAUCCUCUUUUAUCUGAACUUAUGGUAUCUUUAAAUGCAGUAACUCAUGAAACGUUUGAAGGGCGUGGAAUAAUUCUACAUUGGUUGAUUUUACUUAAUAAUAUGUCGGCAUCAGAAGAAAUCACAGAAAAACAGAGCCGGCAAAUGCUUUUUGAUAUAGAAGGCGUAUAUAAUGAAUUUUAUAAAAGCCUUUCUAUGUAA
Pneumocystis murina B123 is the source of this 678-nucleotide messenger RNA. RefSeq lists its product as hypothetical. The transcript is spliced from 5 exons. Gene Ontology annotation, molecular function: protein-containing complex binding. The coding region runs from base 1 to 678 and encodes 225 amino acids. NCBI's taxonomy places the organism in Eukaryota, Fungi, Ascomycota, Pneumocystomycetes, Pneumocystales, Pneumocystaceae. Gene Ontology annotation, biological process: protein transport to vacuole involved in ubiquitin-dependent protein catabolic process via the multivesicular body sorting pathway. Gene Ontology annotation, cellular component: ESCRT I complex. The record is from RefSeq and is a predicted model, not a curated record.